Molecule: messenger RNA, 2706 nt
Organism: Spodoptera littoralis (African cotton leafworm)
Lineage: Eukaryota; Metazoa; Arthropoda; Insecta; Lepidoptera; Noctuidae
Source: the annotation of a GenBank genome assembly
AUGAAAAUGGAGUGGAAACCAGAACAAGAAGGACUAAGACAAAUACUAACACUUCUUAAAGAGUCUCAAUCACCAGAUACAGCAACGCAGAGGGCUGUACAACAAAAAUUGGAAGAAUUGAACAAGUAUCCAGACUUCAACAACUAUUUGAUUUUUGUCUUGACUAAACUUGUAAGUGAAGAAGAACCUACAAGAUCUUUAAGUGGUUUGAUUUUGAAAAAUAAUGUCAAAGCACAUUACAACAGCUUUCUGCCUGAAGUUGCGGAAUUCAUAAAACGAGAAUGCUUAUCAGCAGUCGGGGAUCCCUCUCCCUUGAUUCGCGCUACUGUGGGUAUCAUUAUCACCACUAUAGCUAGCAAGGGAGAGCUAACAUCAUGGCCUGAACUGUUGCCAGCCUUGUGUCAAAUGCUUGAUUCACAAGACUACAAUGUUUGUGAGGGUGCGUUCGGGGCUCUACAGAAGAUAUGUGAAGACACAGCUGAAGUUCUGGACAGUGAUGCACUGAACAGGCCACUGAAUGUGUUGAUUCCAAAAUUCCUACAGUUUUUCCGGCACUCAUCGCCUAAAAUCAGGUGUCAUGCUAUUGCUUGUGUCAACUAUUUCAUCACAAACCGAACACAAGCUCUCAUGUUGCACAUUGAUGCUUUUAUUGAGAACUUGUUCCACUUGGCAGCUGAUGAAGAUUCUGAUGUCAGGAAAAAUGUUUGUCAUGCUUUGGUCUUGCUCCUGGAGGUGCGAUUGGACAGGCUCAUCCCUCACUUACCUAACAUUAUUGAGUACAUGCUGGUGAGAACCCAAGAUCCCGAGGAGGGUGUUGCUUUAGAAGCCUGCGAGUUCUGGCUCACACUUGCAGAACAAAAUGUUUGCCGUGAGGUCUUGGGCCCCAGACUACCAGCUCUGCUUCCUAUCUUGGUGCAUGGUAUGCGGUAUUCGGAAAUGGACGUGAUCUUACUCCGAGGUGAUCGGGACGAUGAUGCAGAUGAUGCAGAGCCUGAUCGGGAAUCUGACAUACGACCACGAUUCCAUAAACCUCGAUCACACACAGUCAAACAUAAUGCUGGAGCUGGGGACAGUAAUAUGUCCGGAGGUGGCGAGUCAGAUGACGAAGACGACGGCGGAGCGGAUGCAGAUGACGGCUCGUUGUCAGACUGGAACUUACGUAAAUGCAGUGCGGCCGCGCUCGACGUGCUCGCCAACGUGUUCGGGGCAGACUUAUUACCAGUACUCUUCCCUAUACUUAAAGAGACGCUUUUCCAUGAAGAUUGGGUCAUAAAGGAAAGCGGUAUUUUAGCCCUGGGUGCUGUGGCUGAUGGCUGCAUGGGCGGUAUGGUACCCCACCUUCCUGAUUUGGUUCCAUAUCUGGUAUGCUGUCUGGCAGAGCGCAAGGCACUGGUGCGCGCCAUCACUUGCUGGACGCUUUCUCGUUACUCACACUGGAUCGUAUCUCAGUCGCAUGACCUGUACUUGAAGCCUGUGAUGACUGAGUUACUAAAGCGCGUGUUAGACAACAACAAGCGAGUACAAGAGGCGGCGUGUUCAGCUUUCGCUACCCUCGAGGAAGAAGCGUGCACAGAGCUUGUCCCUUACUUGGGCUUUAUUUUACAAACACUUGUGUAUGCUUUUAGUAAAUAUCAACACAAGAAUUUACUCAUAUUGUAUGACGCUAUUGGUACACUAGCUGACUCAGUUGGCCAUCACCUAAAUAAACCAGAAUAUAUUAAUAUGUUGAUGCCACCACUCAUCAAUAAGUGGAACUUUUUGAAGGAUGAAGAUAAGGAUCUCUUCCCACUUCUUGAGUGCCUAUCAUCUGUGGCUACAGCUCUUCAGUCAGGAUUCCUGCCUUACUGUGAACCAGUGUUCAGAAGAUGUGUUUCAUUAAUAGAACAAACACUAAAUCAAAAUAUUGCAAACACACAAAGUCCAGAACAGUUUGAAGCACCUGAUAAGGACUUUAUGAUUGUGGCGCUGGAUCUGUUGAGUGGCUUGGCAGAGGGGCUGGAUGGCCACAUAGACCACCUGGUGUUCAACUCCAACCUGAUGCAGUUGCUCUACCAAUGUAUGCAGGAUCCGAUGCCUGAGGUGCGUCAGUCGUCGUUCGCGCUGCUGGGUGACUUGACAAAAGCAUGUUUCCAACAUGUACUACCAUACAUACCCGAGUUUCUACCAAUACUCGGCAUGAACCUCAAUCCAGAACUCAUUUCUGUAUGCAAUAAUGCCACCUGGGCAAUUGGCGAAAUAAGUAUCAAAUUAGGGCCUGAAACAUCAAAGUAUAUCCCUCUAGUUUUGAACCAUUUAGUUGAAAUUAUCAACAGGCCUAACACACCCAAGACCCUACUUGAAAAUACAGCGAUUACUAUCGGUCGGCUAGGUUAUGUGUGCCCCCACGACGUCGCACCCGUUUUACAUCAAUUUGUACGCCAGUGGUGCACCUCGUUGCGAAAUAUUCGCGAUAACGACGAGAAGGACUCUGCGUUCCGUGGCAUCUGUCAGAUGAUCCAAGUGAACCCAGCCGGGGUCGUGCAAGACUUCAUGUUCUUCUGCGACGCUGUCGCCUCGUGGUCGCACCCCAAGGACGACUUAAAGGAAAUGUUCACCAAGAUCCUGCACGGGUUCAAAAACCAAGUUGGUGAGGAGAAUUGGCGCCAUUUCACCGACCAGUUUCCCGUGCAGCUCAGCGUGCGCCUGUCUGCCAUGUGCGGGAUAUAG